AUGGAUCAAAAGCAGUUUUUGGAGGCUUUGGUGGAAAACGGGCCGAGAGGAGAACAAAAGAAUAACAAAGAAGUUAAAGCAGCCGAGUACCGUAAAUUACGGUUCUACCGUCAUGCGGCUGAAAACUGCCAAGGGAUGUUGGAAAGGCAAUACGAGGAAGUCCAUGCGGUACAUGCUUAUGCACUACGGGUUGAAGAGGAAGCACAAGAUGCUAUGGCAAUGAAAGAAGGUAGACCACCGUGGACCCACCAAUUCGAGGGUCUACCGGUGGAAAUCGAUUCGGGUACAAAACCAUCAUUGGAGGAACCACCAAAGUUGGAGCUCAAGGACUUGCCUAGCCAUUUGAAGUACGUAUUUUUAGGGGAUAAUGACACUUUACCGGUCAUUAUUGCCUCUAAUUUGGAAUUGGCACAAGAGCAAGCGUUGAUGGAGGUGUUAAAAGCGAACAAGGGUGCUAUUGGAUGGACGAUUGCCGACCUCAAAGGAAUUAGUCCAUCCAUCGUCAUGCAUAAAAUUAUCACAACCGAAGAUGCCAAACCGACACGAGAAGCUCAAAGGCGGUUGAACCCGAACCUAAGGGAGGUAGUAAAAAAGGAGGUAAUUAAAUGGUUGGAUGCGGGAAUCAUCUAUCCGAUUUCGGAUAGUGCUUGGGUGAGUCCCACCCAAGUUGUGCCUAAGAAGGCCGGCAUUCAAGUAGUCAAGGAUGAAAGUGGUGAACAAAUUGCCACCCGACCGUUUACCGGAUGGCGGGUGUGUAUUGACUACCGGAAAUUGAAUGCCGCCACUUCUAAGGACCAUUUCCCGCUACCUUUUAUUGACCAAAUUAUUGAAAAAUUGUCGGGUCAAAAAUAUUAUUGUUUCUUAGAUGGGUAUUCGGGUUAUAAUCAAAUUGCCAUACACCUGGAUGACCAACACAAGACCACCUUCACAUGUCCAUAUGGCACCUUUGCCUUUAGGCGAAUGCCAUUUGGUUUGUGUAAUGCUCCGGCAACUUUUCAACGAUGUAUGAUGAGUAUUUUCUCGGACAUGGUUGGAGAGUCGCUCGAAGUAUUCAUGGAUGACUUCUCCAUUUUUGGCACUACUUUUGAUGCUUGUCUCAACGAAUUGCAAAAGGUUUUAAAAAGGUGCGUGGAUAAGGCAAAGAUACGGGUAAUAUCAUCUUUGCCACCUCCUAAAAAUGUUAAGGGUGUAAGGUCAUUCUUGGGACACGCGGGUUUUUAUCGACGCUUCAUCAAGGGUUUUAGUGUUAUCACCAAACCCUUAUGCAAUUUGUUAUUAAAAGAUGUCCCGUUUGAUUUUACUAACGAGUGUAUGCAAGCUUUCACUGUUUUGAAGGAACACUUGGUCAAGGCGCCUAUCUUGCAACCACCCGAUUGGUCAAAGCCGUUCGAGAUAAUGUGUGAUGCAAGCGAUACCACUAUUGGUGCAGUUUUGGGUCAACGGGUUGACAAGAAGCCGGUGGUUAUUUACUAUGCAAGCAAAACUUUAUCCGAAGCGCAACUUAAUUACACCACAACCGAGAAGGAAUUACUAGCGGUGGUGUAUGCUUUGGAUAAAUUUCGCUCGUAUAUUUGGGGAAGCAAGGUAGUGGUUUAUUCGGAUCAUAGUGCGGUUCGGUAUUUAAUGGAGAAAAAGGAUGCGAAGCCGCGUUUGAUUCGGUGGGUCUUGUUAUUACAAGAGUUCGAUUUAGAGAUCCGAGACAAGAAGGGAAGUGAGAAUGUAGUAGCGGAUCAUUUGUCUCGGAUACCGGUGGAAGGGACCGAUGAUGCAAGCGAGAUUAAUGAAAGUUUCCCCGAUGAACAGUUGUUAGCCGUGUCCACUUUCGUUGCACCGUGGUACGCUCAUUAUGUCAACUAUUUAGCCACGGGUGCCAUUCCAACUCAUUGGACCAAAAAGCGUCGACAACAAUUCAUGGUCCAAGUGAGGCAAUACAUUUGGGAUGAGCCGGAUCUUUUCAAGAUCGGACCGGAUCAAGUCAUACGGAGGUGUGUGCCCGAGACGGAAUUCGCCCGGAAUUGUGUAAAUUGCCAAAAGAUGGGUAGCAUAUCGAAGAGGGAUGAGAUGCCACUACAACCAAUCUUGGUUGUAGAGAUAUUUGAUGUAUGGGGAAUAGAUUUUAUGGGUCCGUUUCCGAAUUCGAAUGGCUUCCUUUAUAUUCUUGUGGCGGUGGAUUAUGUCUCGAAGUGGAUUGAGGCUAUUGCAACACGAACAAACGACCAUUCGGUUGUUUGUAAAUUUGUUCAAUCCAACAUCUUCUCUCGCUUUGGAAUUCCGCGGGUCAUUAUAAGCGAUGGUGGUUCACAUUUCAAGAACUUCAAUUUCGGAAAAUUAUUGAAGAGGUAUAGCGUGAACCACCGAGUCGCCACACCUUACCAUCCGCAAACGAGUGGACAAGUCGAAGUGUCCAACCGGCAAAUCAAGGAGAUCCUCAUGAAAACGGAAAUGGCAAGGACCAAGGAAAAAGCGGGUUCAAGUUCAUCUUCAUCAAAGGGCAAGGGCAAGCAAAAGGAGCAACCAUCAAAGAAGAGGCAAUAUAUGGGUAGGGUUAGUGAAAGCGAAAGUGAAGGCGAAGAAGAACAGAUGGAGUUAGACCCGAGUGAUAAGCCGGUGUGGAAUUCGGGGUCGUUGGAUGAUCAAACAGAAAUUUGGCAGCCAACACUUUACAACGAUUGUAUGAACAAAUUGAAAAACAAGGCUGCCGCAUUUAUUUGUGAAAAAGAGGUUGAUGAACCCCAGUUUGGCCAGUUCGGGGUGUUUGCUAAGUUUCGUGCUUUGGGCUGGGAAGGAGCGCUCAAGUGUUUUGACAAAGAUAAGAGCAAUCUAUUUAUGACUGAGAUUCAGGAGUGGAUGGCAACACUUAAAUGUCACAACUUCAACAAGCCAUCACAAAUGAAGUUGAUCGGGAUGGUACAUGGGGUGCCAGUUGAGAUGUCAUUCGACACGUUGAAGAAGCUGGGAAAGUAUGACAGUCUCCCGGCUAAGGAGUACAUGAUUCCCACGCUUGAUGAUUUAUUGCUCAAACCAGAGAAGCACGUGAGAUGGAACGACAUGCUAGCGGAUUUGUUUUUGCCCGGUAGGUACAGUGGUGUGUUAUACCGGAAGAAUUUGAAGAUAGAAGCAAAACUGUUGCAUACAAUCUGCCUGCUUAAUGUCAUUCCAAGAAGAGGCGAUAAAGAACAGGUGAGGUUUCCAGAGAUACCUGUUCUGUAUUCAUUGAUGCAUGGGUCCCCACGCUUUCCAAUACGCUACCUGAUUAUGCACCAUUUGUGGAUAUGCCGGAACAAAUACGGAAGAGACAUCGUCCCGUACUGUCGCAUCAUAACGGGUUUGAUGAAACAGCAGAAGGCACUCACAUCCGAAGACCGAGGUUUGACGAAAAGGCACCAGCCUUUUACUUUGGAUAGGUUGGGAAACGUUUGGACAUAUACUCAGUCUGAACGUUAUCACAAGUUGAAAUCAGAGGGUCAACGGUGGAGGGCAUUGAAAUUGGGUGCAAGGGAGUUGUUACCGGGAGAGCCGGAUGAACCGGAAAGCGAUGAAGAGUUGGUUCCUAGUGGGGACGAGGACUAUGCAGAGGAGCCGCAGGGGGGUGCAAAUGUUGGUUUUGGGGUUUUUGGUGGUGGUCAUGGUGGUACGUUCUACGACUACGCGCAGCAACCGUAUGUGCCGGGGUGGGCUUAUAGUGGUUCAAUGCAAGAGGUGAUCGAGAGCCAACGCCCUCCGACGUCCAUUUUUGAUACUUGGUCGGGGCCGGAGAGGACGUUGUAUGACCAAAACACAAGGAAUAGUGCAAGCAUAGAGCGGUCGUUAAAACAUAGCUUCGAUCGCAAUGAGUCAUGGAACCGUACCCACGCAUACUCUCGAGAGGUAGAUGCUAAUAACAGAUAUCAUGAUGAUCAAAUGAGGCGGAUGCAUGCGGAUUGCAUUUCUUAUCCGACUCCACCACUCCACCAUUCUCAGUGGCUUGAUCCAAGGCGGCAAGAGGGACCACAACAACAAGAGGGAAGCAGUAGCGGCGCAUUCGGGUUUGGAGAGUGGAAUGAUAUGAUGUCAUCCAUCUUUGGGCCCCUAGGACCGCGCUAUUAUUGA
Molecule: messenger RNA, 4089 nt
Organism: Helianthus annuus (common sunflower)
Lineage: Eukaryota; Viridiplantae; Streptophyta; Magnoliopsida; Asterales; Asteraceae
Exons: 7
Coding region: 1-4089 (1362 amino acids)
Biological process (GO): DNA integration
Molecular function (GO): nucleic acid binding
Source: RefSeq, a predicted model, not a curated record